This is a messenger RNA of Colletotrichum scovillei, 1263 nucleotides long. RefSeq lists its product as uncharacterized. Gene Ontology annotation, molecular function: lyase activity. NCBI's taxonomy places the organism in Eukaryota, Fungi, Ascomycota, Sordariomycetes, Glomerellales, Glomerellaceae. Bases 1 to 1263 code for a protein of 420 amino acids. The transcript is spliced from 3 exons. The record is from RefSeq and is a predicted model, not a curated record.
AUGCCACACAAGAUUAACAUUAGAUUUUGCGACUUCAUAGUCCAGACUCAGUUCGAGGAUAUCCCAGACCAGGCCCUCGCAAAACUCUUCGAUCUCGUCAUUGAUCAUAUCGGAGUUGGGGCCGGCGGAGGUGCCCAUUCGGAGUCGAGUGAGCACAUCAUCAAGGGCGUCGAGGCUUUCGCCAUGGGCUCCAUUGGAAAGAGUAAAGUCUACGGCAAAGAGAAAACUUAUCCUACCCAAAUCGCAGCUUUGCUGAACGGGGCGUUUGCGCAUUCUUUCGACUACGAUGAUACGCUCGCUAUUGGUAUCAUUCACACUGGCGCGAGUGUGAUCCCCGCUGCCUUAGCGCAGGCCGAGGUGUCAAAUGCUCCUGGAACCUUACUGCUCACGGCGUUAUCCGUUGGGUACGAGAUCAAGGGCCUGACGUCUGCACAAGUCUACAAUGCGUUCGGCCUAGCGGGCUCAAAGACCGCUGGUUCGAUGCAGUUUCUCGACAAUGGAUCUUGGAACAAGCAAUUACAUCCUGGCUUCGCUGCCCAUGAUGCCUUCCUCUGUGUUGCUCUCGCGGAGGCUGGCGUGACUGGGGCCUCUCACAUCGUUGAGGGCAAAUGGGGCUUCUUGCAAGCUCAUUCUGCAAACGUCAACGCUGUUGGGUUGACCGAAAGCCUUGGGACGGAAUGGAUUUACCCAGCGACAGCACUGAAGCCGUUUCCCGCAUGUCGGUUUACUCAUACCGCCAUUGAAAUCACAGCAAGACUUGCCGCAAAGUCCGACUCACAGAAACUGCCGGACAGAAUAGUCGUAGGGUUGACUCGAGCUGGAUAUGGCAUCGUUGGCGAGCCCAGCCCUAACAAGAAGCACCCCAAAACCAUCGUCGAUGCUCAGUUCAGCAUUUACUACCAAGUCGCUGUUGCGUGGCUGUUCGGUAGCGACAUCGGCUGGGGUGCAUACGAUACCGACAAGAUGGAGAGCAAGCAAGUUGCACAGCUGUGCGAUAGGAUUAAGGUCGAAAUCAACGACAAACUUGAGAAGGAAUUCGAGGUGCAAAUGACAUUUUCAGGCAUAGGUGGCGUAGGCGAUAUCGAAGAAGCGAUGGUUUAUCCCCUGGGAGAGGAUGAGCAUCCCUUUUCGCACGAGCGAGUUGAGAAGAAGUUCAGAGGCUUGACCGCGUCUAUCUAUGAUAGCGAUCGUGCGGGUAGGAUACUCCAAGUUGUGCAGGGGCUUCCAGAGAGGCAGACAAAGGAUUUGAUCGAGUUAUUGUGA